Messenger RNA from Aspergillus aculeatus ATCC 16872, 1047 nucleotides. Its product is annotated as NAD(P)-dependent alcohol dehydrogenase. The record is from RefSeq and is a predicted model, not a curated record. NCBI's taxonomy places the organism in Eukaryota, Fungi, Ascomycota, Eurotiomycetes, Eurotiales, Aspergillaceae. The transcript is spliced from 3 exons. Gene Ontology annotation, biological process: D-sorbitol catabolic process. Gene Ontology annotation, molecular function: zinc ion binding; L-iditol 2-dehydrogenase (NAD+) activity. The annotation marks the transcript as partial.
GUGACCAUCGAGGACCGUCCGGUUCCUGAGCUUAAAGACCCGCACGAUGUGCUGGUACACGUCGCCCAGACGGGUAUCUGUGGCAGCGAUGUUCACUACUGGCAACGCGGCCGCAUCGGCGACUACGUCGUGACCGGGCCGAUGGUACUGGGCCACGAAUCCUCGGGCGUGAUCGCCUCCGUCGGCGACGCAGUCACACACCUCAAGUCCGGCGACCGCGUAGCCGUCGAGCCGGGCCUCCCCUGCCGACGCUGUGACUACUGCCGGCGCGGCAGCUACCACCUCUGUCCCGGAAUGAUCUUCGCCGCGACGCCGCCAUACGACGGCACGCUGGCCAAGUACUACGUGACGGCGGCGGACUUCUGCUACAAGGUGCCGGAGCACAUGGAUCUGGAGCAGGCGGCGAUGGUGGAGCCGGUCUCCGUCGCGGUGGCGGUGGCCAAGACGGCGGACCUGCGGCCGCAUCAGACGGUGCUGGUGCUGGGCUGCGGGCCCAUCGGCGUGCUGUGCCAGGCGGUGGCCAAGGCGUACGGUGCGAGUAAGGUCAUCGGCGUGGACGUCGUGGCGAGCCGGCUGGAGGUCGCUAAGACGUAUGGCGCCGAUGAGACCUUCCUGGCCCCGUUCCGCGAGGAAGGCGUCGAGCCGCUGGUGCAUGCGGAACGGGUGGCGGCGCUGGUCAAGGAGCAGUGCGGGCUUGGCGACGGCGCCGACGUCGUGCUCAAGUGUUCCGGGGCCGAGGCGUGUGUGCAGCUGGGCGUGCUGGCUGCGCGGCCCGGCGGUACCUAUGUGCAGGCCGGCAUGGGGAAGGAGAAUGUCCUGUUCCCCAUCACCACGGUCUGUGUGCGCGGGUUGGUGGUCAAGGGGUCCAUUCGCUAUCUGCCGGGGUGUUAUCCCGCGGCCAUCGAGCUGAUCUCAACUGGGAAGAUUGACGUGAAGAAGUUGGUGACCAACCGGUUCAAGUUCGAGCAGGCAGAGGAGGCGUUUGAGCUCGUGCGACAGGGCAGGCAGGAUGUGUUUAAGGUCGUGAUUAGUGGUGUGGGGUACUAG